Molecule: messenger RNA, 906 nt
Organism: Fusarium subglutinans
Lineage: Eukaryota; Fungi; Ascomycota; Sordariomycetes; Hypocreales; Nectriaceae
Exons: 2
Coding region: 1-906 (301 amino acids)
Source: RefSeq, a predicted model, not a curated record
AUGAUGUUGUUCAAGUACUCAGCUGUCGUUGCAGCUUUUGCCCUUUACGGACAGGUUGGUGCUGGGCCUUGCAAGCCCAUCUCCCGUGCUACGAGUUCAGGUUUGGAAACCUCCGGUACUGCUACGACUGAAGCUUCUUUGACUGCCACGAGCUCGCUCGCGGUUGAGACAUCGGCGACGGUCGAAACGUCUUCGGCCGCCACGUCAGUUGAGACUACCUUUUCUUCCGAGGUUUUGAGCACUACUGGUGAUUCUUCCACUUUGUUCACUUCCACUACCGAAACCGCGAGCCCUGACGCAACAACGACCGAGUUUGUUUCUACGACCACCGAUGUCUCUAAGACAGCUACCGCGACGACUUCUGCUGCGCCUGUGUGCGAGUUCACAGGAGAGUACACCAACUACGUCAAGAACCCUACUUUCGAUAAUCUAGACGGCAACGGACAACCCACCGCCGACCCGUGGAUCAUACUCGGUGUCUCAACUCUGUCAACCGAAUUCCCCAGAACAGGAGCCCGCUCUAUGGAAUAUUUAUACCCCGACACUUCGAUCUCAGGAAGUUCGGCCAUUCUUCAGGAACUCACCAACACCGUCGCUGGCCACGAGUACGUCUUUAAGUUCCACUGGGCGCUUACUGAAGGCCAGCCUCUCGAGGCAGAGGCAUGCAGAAUCGGUACAAUGGCUGGUUCGGAUGGUGCAAACAGGCUGUUUAUUGCUGUUGAUGGUGAUCAGGCAAUUACGCAGGAUGUAUAUCACGAGCAGGAGUAUCGGUUUGCUGCUGAGAAUGAUAACCAGAGGUUGUCGAUUGGGUUCUUUUGUACGAGUCAGCCGUCGGCGGGAGCGGUCAAGAUUCAGAUUGAUGAUAUUUCAGUUUACGACUACCAUGAGGGUUGUGAGAGUCCCUAG